Brassica rapa (field mustard) is the source of this 1225-nucleotide messenger RNA. RefSeq names its product non-structural maintenance of chromosomes element 1 homolog. Gene Ontology annotation, molecular function: ubiquitin-protein transferase activity. The record is from RefSeq and is a predicted model, not a curated record. Gene Ontology annotation, biological process: double-strand break repair via homologous recombination. NCBI's taxonomy places the organism in Eukaryota, Viridiplantae, Streptophyta, Magnoliopsida, Brassicales, Brassicaceae. Gene Ontology annotation, cellular component: Smc5-Smc6 complex; nucleus.
GGAACAAAUUAAUAAAAAAGAAAAAGAAAAAGAGCUGUCUAAUUACGUCAUCGAGUCGAAUCCCACUUCCCGCCAUCUCUCCCCCACCCGCCGUCGUCUAUUUUCCCCCAAAUAAGAACCCUAGCUCUCGAAAACCCCAGAAACUUUAUGCAAAGGUGAAAUUGAGGAUGGUAUCGCUAAGCUGGAAGCACCACACGCUAAUUCAAGCUCUGAUUUCGCGAGGCCCUCUCAAGGAGAAAGAGUUUCAAUCCAUCUUCACCGCCGUCACCGGCAGAAACCCUGGAGCUGCUAAGAAGAUAUUUGAUAAGUACCUUCUUGAGAUCAACAAAGAGCUCUCGUAUGUUCACUUUGAGCUGAGGGCUUGUAGAGAUCAGUAUGAUGGUCAAGUUUGUUACGGAGUUGUUAACACUGUCUCUGAUGAUCAAUCCAAACUCGGGACUAAGUAUUCUGUUCCGCAGAUUGCCUUCUUUAAAGGCAUUAUAGAAGCAAUUGCACAGGAUGAAGCUGCUCAAGGUUGCAUAUCUGGCUUUGAUGCCCUCAAUAUCCGAUUGGAGAAUCAGUUACCAAGUGAAGCCAGCAGCAGUCAACAGCAGCAAGCCCCAGCUGCAUUCAAGAACUUCUCAAUGUCGCAGAAGGACAAAACUCUCGAUGAGCUUGUAAGGGACAAAUGGCUGUGCCGCACAAGUGAGGGUAACAUCGGACUUGGUAUACGAUCUCUUCUUGACCUGCGCAGUUGGUUCAGGAACAAUGAUGUUCCCUCCUGCGAGGUUUGCAAUGAAGCUGGUGUUAAGGCGGAUUUGUGUCCAAAUGAAGGUUGUACAGUCCGGAUACACAAGUACUGCCUCAAAAACUUGUUAUCUCAAAGGGAUGAUAAAGUUUGCUCAGGCUGCGGGAAGCCAUGGCCUUUGGGUAAAGUUACAAAAGAAGAAGCUGUUGAAGCAGCAGUGGAUGAUGAGGAGGAAAACGAGACUCAAGCCACAACAGCUUUAAGGUCCAAGAAAAGAAAAGGAAGGAGCCAAAGAGACUCAGCUGAAAACUUUUCUUCCCAGGCUUCUUUAGCCUCUAGUAGUGGUGCCACUAGGAGAAGAGUAACUCGUAGCGCUGCACACUUAAAUUAGAAAAGAAAAUGUAUACUUUGAUGCAUGUUUCUGUGUCCAAACAUCACUUGAGAGAUGAAAACUCUUGUUUUAAUAUGGUUAGUUUUAUAUAUUUAUGGUUCAAUGGA